UAUUAUUAUUUCUGUUCGUGUAUUUUUGUACGAUUUUUCGAGUAGCGAUCCAAGUUCACGAGAUCAAAAAGAUCCAAACAAACCAUCUGAUCGGAAUCUACUAAAACCCUAGAAUUUAUUUCCUUUGAUCAAAUUCAAUCUCCACAAAAAUUAUGAGUGAACCAGGGAAGGAUUACAGCCAGCAGCAGUACCAUCAAGAUCAGCAGCAGCAGCAGCAACAGCAACAGCAACCGCCUCAUCAGUAUGGAACUUUCCAAGGGGUUCACAACUAUCCUCCGCCGCCGCCGGUCAUCGGUUUUCCUCAGCCUGUUCCACCUCCCGGCGCUCACGGUGGUUCUUCGGUCAACCCUUACGUUCAUGGUUACCAGGCUGUUACAGGUUAUGCGAUUGCUGAAGGAAGACCUGUAAGAGAGAGGCGCCUUCCAUGCUGUGGUAUUGGUAUCGGGUGGCUCUUGUUCAUUAUUGGUUUCUUCUUGGCGGCUAUCCCCUGGUAUGUUGGAGCAUUCAUUCUAAUAUGUGCCAGAUAUGAUCACCGGGAGAAACCUGGAUACAUUGCUUGCCUAAUUGCUGCAAUCAUUGGGACAAUUGCUAUCAUUUUUGGUGUUACAAAUGAUGACUGGGACUGGGACUUGGACUGGUAGUGAGGCAUGGCCAGCAAGCAAAGUCAGCUGUACAGAAUUAAGCAAGGGGUGGGUUGAUGCAUAUAUGAAAUCAAUUCAGUUUAAGGUUUGAUUACGCUUUCUACUGUAAUGGGUGUAUUACAGUGAAUUUGUAACAUCAAUUAUGAAUAUAAACUAUUACUAGUGAUUGUUACACAUUCAUGAGAGAUUGUGAUGUUUUUAGGUGGUUGUAAUAGUGACUUCCAUCUGGGUGAGUCUUGAAUAUUUAUUGAUGUAUGUUUAUCGUUAAAUGUAGUCACUUUUAUGCAUUAUGAAUUGCUCUUGAUC
Molecule: messenger RNA, 947 nt
Organism: Cynara cardunculus var. scolymus (artichoke)
Lineage: Eukaryota; Viridiplantae; Streptophyta; Magnoliopsida; Asterales; Asteraceae
Product: 60S ribosomal protein L18a-like protein
Exons: 4
Coding region: 153-641 (162 amino acids)
Source: RefSeq, a predicted model, not a curated record